Cephus cinctus (wheat stem sawfly) is the source of this 2456-nucleotide messenger RNA. RefSeq lists its product as uncharacterized. The transcript has 7 exons. Bases 114 to 1628 code for a protein of 504 amino acids. NCBI's taxonomy places the organism in Eukaryota, Metazoa, Arthropoda, Insecta, Hymenoptera, Cephidae. The record is from RefSeq and is a predicted model, not a curated record.
AACGAAUAAGUCCCAUGACUUAUCGAAUGGUUGAUUCACCGCGCGUGAAUUGGUUGUACAAGAAUUUUUCCUAGGAAUUCGAAAAAAGAAUUUCCAAAGUGAAGAAAAAAAAAAUGAUGAACCUCUCCGGUUGGAUGCCAAAGAGCAACAACGAUAGGGAAAAAAGGUCAAAGGUUGUCAGAGUGCCCCAAAAGUUCAAAGUGGACUGUGACUAUCCUCAUGGACCAUCAGGAGUGAAACCGGUCAGAAUAAUCCUACUACUGGUCACUUUGGUCCUGUUUGCAUUCGUCGUUUACAUGACAGCUAUGGAUUCGUCACCCUUAACAGACGCGUCGUCGAUCCUUCUGAUAAUCCUUACCUCCAUUUACGUAUUCGUCCUGGCAAUGGAUUUAAUCAGUCAAUUCGGAGGAGCAGGCAUUACGGAUUCACCGGUACAGCAAAAAAAAAUUCUAAAUUCCAAAAAUCACAAAACCCAUCCGUCGCCCUCGUUAGAUGCUGGUGUUCAGUAUACUGGGUGUCCUGCUAUUCGCCACGGCAGGACUCGUAAUAAUAUUUUACUUGUACGGACUCAGUGGUUAUUGGGAAUUGCUGGUAUCGUUUCCACUCUGCCUACUGAUCGCUAUUUUAUUUAUGCUCGAGCUGUUCCUGAUACUCGUGUACGUAUAACUGAAAAAAAUUUCCAAAAAUUUUUUCCUAAUCCUCUCCCCCAAAAACAUCGCGCAGUCACUGGCGACGAAAAUGCAAUUCAGCAACGAAGUGUUAUCCUUGCGUCGCCGCCCACACCUGCUUCCCAGAUAUCGAAGUACGAUGCAACUACCAGUGUAAGCAGUUGCAGACAAGCACCGGUAAUCGAAGACACGAUGGAUCCUGUAGAUAUGUCUCACGCCUAUAGGAAAAUCGAAAAGGUACACAGACGUCAAUACGUCGACACUCAGAGCAGCGUGCCGUCGGUCGCGAUUGUAGAUAUUGCCCAAGUGCAGACGGAGCAGAGAACCUACAUGAACACGGAGAUUCAGACUGAGGACAUUGAGAGCAGUACUUGCACGUGUAAUAUAAAACCUUGUACCCCAAUUUAUUCCCCCUGUCUACGGCCGGCUACAUGCGCAGCAUGCAAUGGCUAUCCUAUAAUGCACCUGAUGCACAGUGACCUGCCAAUGAGUGCAUCGUAUUACAGCGAUUGCAAGUGCAGCGGGACGAUGGAAGUGCAUCGGGAGGAUAUGCAGCGACAGGAGGAUCCAGUUAGAGAAAAUGCAGCAACUUCGGUAUCGCAUACGAGUCCCUGCCCUACUCAUGGUUCUGGACUGGCUGCGACACUGGCAGGACUUCCUCUCGCUGUCACUAGAGUGACACUUCCGGAUUGCUAUGUCAGAAGGAACAAACGUACGCAGACACCAAAGCAAAGUGUCAGCAGCGACAAAGAGAACAAGACUGUAAGCGUUGACGAGUCAAGUAAACGGCAGAAAAUCGAGAAGGACAACGCUGAGGUUGCAGAAGAAAAAUUAGAUACCGAAGAGAAAAGAGAAGAGGGGGUAUUAGAAAAAGAGCAACAGCUUCCGGCUGAGAAAACAGUCGAAGAGAAAUCUCCGGGUAGGGAAAAUCGAAGAGACUCUGAAAGUGGUACAAUGUGAGGAAACAAAAAAAAAAGAGAAACUUAAAAAGCAAUAAGAAUUAUUUUUACCUGUCAACACAGCGAAGGUUCGUCCAACAAGGAAUUUUCGACGAAAAGGAGCAGUAAGAUUUUUCAAAAAAAGAAUAAAGUCGACCUCGACAGAUCAGGGAACAGGGGGGAUGAAAAAAUGACACAUAAAACUUGUGGAUGCGUUCCCAGGGUAUUUUGUGAUUUAUAAAUAUAAAGAAUCGAUUAACAUUACAGAAUAAUUAACAAUUGUUCCUUUUUAUAAAGCCUUAUCAGACGUGGAGUGGAUAUUGCGCAAUGUGUGGUCGACCUCAAGUCUCUGUGAGUAAAGUAAAAAGAAAAUAUCUUAAAUAAACUAAUAAAUUUUACAAUUUUCAGUCUCCAAGUCGUUUGCGAUCAAAGCCAGCUGGUGACUGAGACAAUUUUAAUAGCAAUAUUGCUGGAAUUCGACUGUGUAUAUGAUAUAUUGGAACUCUUUAAUGAUAGCAAUUAGUUGGCAUAGAAAAAAAUUAUUUCAUUCUUUAUUACGUAUGUCAUUUCAUUAUUAGGACGUCAUUAGAGUACAAGAGAGGUAAUAAGGUUCAAUGGUUAUCAAGUAGAUAGAAAAUUAGUCGGACAUAUAGAUUAUAUAAAAGUACAAAUAAGUUUAUGGUACAGUUUUUGUAUCUUUCUUAUUUAAAAGAUUACGAUAUAGUGAGGGCAAUAAUAUUCUGAUAAUAGUAAGAACAAACAUUGUUACCUACUUGAAUAAUGACAAUAUACGUAUGUGCGAUAUACAAUAAAAAAAUACGUAUGCCUCCGGCCCAAGGAGCUAGAGUUU